AUGAACGGGACUGAAGUGCAGAUGAAACUAACGGAGAUGUGUUCGCUCUUAUAUCCGAACCACUGCUGCGAUGAAGUGAUCGGUCACUUCUUGGUGUCGAAGCCCUGUCUGACGACAAUAGUGUCCAAAACUCUUGGAUACGGCAUAAUCAUGGGCUCAACGCUCGUGAAGUUGCCUCAGUUGCUGAAGAUAUGGGGCGCCGGUAGCGGUGAGGGAAUCAGUUUCGCUGGCGUUGUCCUCGAACUCAUUGCGAUGACCUUUUCGGCCGCCUAUGCCUUCGCCAAUCACUUCCCGUUCAGCGCUUGGGGUGAAUGUCUCUUCUUAAUGCUCGUCACGGCUCUCAUCGCAUCCCUGGUCCUCAACUAUCAACGCAACCAACUCUCGGCCCUCGCAUUCAUCGGCUCUUACGUGACGCUAACCUAUGUUCUGAUGAGUGGUUUGACUCCGAUGUCGGUGUUGUGGUCACUGCAAGCCGUGAACCUUCCGCUCGCGAUCUCCGGGAAGAUGUUUCAGGCGUUCGUUAAUCUGCGGAACGGAAACACCGGACAGUUGUCUGCCAUCACAGCUGUACUCAUAUUUCUGGGCGCUUUCGCCCGUAUAUUCACAUCACUUCAAGAAACCGGUGAUCUUCUGGUUGUGUGGACUUUUACGGCCGCCUCUGUCGCCAACUUUAUACUAUUGGCCCAAAUCUUCUACUAUUGGGAACAAACCAAUCAAUACCUCAACGCUUUGCAGAAGAAGAAAAAGAAGUAG
Messenger RNA from Medioppia subpectinata, 753 nucleotides. The record is from the annotation of a GenBank genome assembly. NCBI's taxonomy places the organism in Eukaryota, Metazoa, Arthropoda, Arachnida, Sarcoptiformes, Oppiidae.